Molecule: messenger RNA, 4722 nt
Organism: Aedes albopictus (Asian tiger mosquito)
Lineage: Eukaryota; Metazoa; Arthropoda; Insecta; Diptera; Culicidae
Product: multidrug resistance-associated protein 1-like
Exons: 5
Coding region: 267-4598 (1443 amino acids)
Biological process (GO): transmembrane transport
Cellular component (GO): membrane
Molecular function (GO): ATP hydrolysis activity; ABC-type transporter activity; ATP binding
Source: RefSeq, a predicted model, not a curated record
AAAAGAGCGUCCCAACCCUGCUUAUCAGUCCAAUAUCGUGUGGUGGUACUGUAGAGUAGAUAGCGCACGCGUCGCGUGGGGCUGCAGCCGCAGAGCUCUGCUCUAGCACCGAUCGAAAGAGUUAAGCCAGUUUUCCGCUGCUGCCGCGCCGCGUGCAUUGCAUUGUGUUGGUCAGUUUCAAUCGAGUCGUCUUCGAGCUUCGAAGUGCAGAUCGACACGUGUGUCUUUUGGUCUAGGCGCCUACUGCGACCACACCACGCACGACGAUGACGUUCGAGGAAUUUUGUGGCGGUGCGCUUUGGGACAGCGCGUUGGCAUGGCAUCCGGAAGAUCCACGGUUGACCUACUGCUUCCAGCGUGUGUUUCUGCAAUGGGUACCGUGUUGCUUUCUGGUGGUUUUCCUCGGGUACGAAGUGCACAAAAUAAGAAGUAGUCGCUAUCGGGACAUUCCCUGGAAUUUGCUGAAUGUGUCGAAAAUGAUUGUGGUGUUUUUGUUGGUUUGUGGCAGCGGUGUGGAUCUGGGGUUGGCUGUUAUGAGCAAAGACAAUUUACCAACGGUUGAACCAGUUACAAAAGUGUUAAACGCAGUCUCGUAUGCAAUCGUAUUGUCAUUGCUAUUCUAUCACAGAAAGAACGGCAUCCAGAGUUCAGGAACGGUUUUCGUGUUUUGGUUCCUAAAAGUGUGCUUUGGAAUACCUCAGAUCCGUUCGGAAUGCCAGUCAUUCAAGAACGCAACUGGAUACGCAACAUCUCACAUCUACAGCUACCUCACGCAGUAUGCCUUGAUUUGCAUUGCCUUCGUGCUGGAAUUCUUCCCAGACGAACGGCCUACUACGAGCAGUUAUCCCGAACCGAAGAAACCAAACCCAGAAUCGACGUCCAGUUUCCUGUGCCGCCUACUAUUCCUGACUUACGAUCGCCUUCUGUGGACCGGUUUCCGCAAGCAGCUGUCCAUGGACGAUAUGUACGACCUGAAUCCAGAGGACUCGACCAGAGAAAUCAGUCCGGAGUUCGAUAGGCACUGGAACAGACAACCGUCGUCGAGCGCCACCAAAUCCAUUUUGCCAGUCAUCGUCCAAGCAUACGGAGGGCCGUUCGUCUUUGCCGGGGUAAUUCAAGUGUUCAUGACGGCGUUGCAGCUGGCGUCCCCUUAUCUGUUGAUGGCCCUCUUAUCCUGGAUCGCCAUCGAUGGACCCCUCUGGCAGGGCAUCGCGCUAGCCCUCGGCCUCUUCCUCUCAUCUCUUCUGUACGCCCUCCUCAAUGGACAGUACUACUUCAAUAACUUCCGCACCGGCUUCCGCAUCCGAAUGGCACUGGUCAGCGCCAUCUAUCGGAAAGCCCUCCGCAUCUCGAACGCAGCAAAACGGGACUCGUCGCUCGGAAACAUCGUCAACCUGAUGGCAGUGGAUGCGCAGCGCUUCGUCGAGUUGACACCGUUCUUGCAUCUGAUAUGGAGCGGUCCCAUCGUGAUUGGGAUUUGCUUGUGGCUGCUUUACGACAUUCUGGGGGUGGCAGUGUUCGCCGGUUUGGGGCUGAUCGUUCUCAUGAUGCCCCUGUCGAAGGUGAUUUCUACGCGGCUGAAGGUGCUCCAGGGACACCAGAUGAAGCACAAGGACAGUCGAGUGAAGAAGAUUCAUGAAGUGCUGUCGAGCAUCAAAGUGCUGAAACUGUACGCCUGGGAACCCUGCUUCCAACGGUCGAUUCUGGAAACGCGGGACAAGGAGCUGAGCAUUAUGGGAAAAGCGGCCUACUACGGAGCAGGGGUGUACUUCGUCUUCACGAUAGCUCCGUUCCUGGUGACGCUGGUAACGUUCGCGAUGUACGUCUUGAUCGACGAGGGGAAUAUUCUGACCGCGAGGAAGGCGUUUGUAUCACUUGUGUUGUUCAAUAUAAUGAAGGUUCCGCUCAGUUGGCUUCCGAUGGUGGUUACCAUGGUGCUGCAGACGUGGGUGUCGGUGAAACGCAUCAACAAGUUCAUGAACAGCGAGGAGUUGGAUUCUACGGUGGUGACACACGAUAAGAGUGAAGAUGCCCUGAUGAUCAAGGACGGAAAUUUUACGUGGAGUGGUACGUUACCGACCUUGAAGAGCAUAAACAUCUCAGUGCAAAAAGGCCAACUGUGCGCGAUUGUCGGAUCUGUCGGAUGUGGGAAGAGUUCGCUCCUUUCGGCAUUGUUGGGGGAAAUGAUCAAAGUAGCCGGAUCGGUGAACGUGGACGGGUCGGUGGUGUACGUAGCGCAGCAGGCGUGGAUUCAGCACGCAACUCUCCGGGAUAACGUACUGUUCGGGAAGGCUUUCGAUCAGGGAAAGUACGACAAAGUGAUCUCGAGUUGUGCGUUGAAGUCAGAUCUGAAGCUUCUGCCAGCCGGGGAUCGAACGGAGAUCGGGGAGAAGGGGAUUAAUCUUUCCGGUGGACAGAAGCAGCGGGUGGCCUUGGCAAGGGCAGUGUAUGCGGAUGCAGAUAUCUACCUGCUUGACGAUCCGUUGAGUGCGGUAGAUGUGCACGUUGCAGAGCAUAUCUACCGGAAAGUUAUAGGUCCCAAAGGAAUACUGGCCAACAAGACUAGAUUGUUGGUAACGCACGGGGAAUCCAUUUUGCAUUGCGUUGAUGAGAUCUUCGUCAUGAGAGACGGGGAAAUCUGCGAAAGCGGGUGCUACCAUGAUCUUCUGGGAAUGCAAGGGGAGUUCUCGGAACUCUUUUCAGAGCGGACAACGCAGCGUGGAUACGGGAGAAGCAUGUCUGUAGUAUCGCAACAGUCUGUUGCUGGUAAUGAGGCGGUUCCUGAUAGCGAGUCGAUGAAGGAUCCUCGAAGGCAAUCUAGAGUGCCGUCAAGGUCUGCGUUGAUGUCCAAAGAGGAGUCUAAAUCGGGUGCCGUUGCAUGGCAUGUAUACUGGAUGUUCUUGAAAGCGUUUGGAGCAACGCUUGGGUUCUGGACGUUAGCAUUCUGUGUGCUCACGCAGAUCAGCGGGAUAUUCUCCAGCCUGUGGUUGUCGAAAUGGACGGAAGAUCCCGUAGCAGCAGUUGACAUAAAUACUCGCAAUGCUUAUCUCCUGACCUUUGGAUCAUUUGGAGUACUCCAGUCGUUGUCGCUAUUCACCGGUGCUGUCGUUUUAGCACUGGGGUGUCUUCGGGCUUCCAGAAACCUUCACAACAGCCUACUUGACACCAUUUUAAGGCUACCGAUGGCGUUCUACGACGCGACACCGAUCGGACGGAUUUUGAACCGAUUCUCCAAGGACGUCGAUGUGUUGGACUGCGUCUUCCCCGUAACUCUGAGAGGCUGGACCUACACGCUCUUCAACGCCAUUGGAGUCUUCGUCGUUAUCUCCAUAUCAACGCCUACUUUUCUGGCCGUGGUGCCAGUUCUGCUGGUGGUGUACUAUCUGAUUCAGAAGGUUUACAUCGCCUGUUCGCGACAGCUUCGGCGACUGGAGUCCAUCACUAAAAGUCCCGUUCUCUCGCACUUCGAAGAAACCUUCGCAGGUCAGUCAACAAUCCGCGCCUUUGGAGAGCAGGAGCGUUUCAUACGAGAGUCUGAAGAGAAGAUCGACUACAACCAGAAGGUAGCCUACCCGGGGUUGCUCACCAAUCGCUGGAUGGCGUUGAGGUUGGAGAUCGUGGGAGCGUUCGUGGUGUUCUUUGCGGCAUUGCUGGCCGUUUUGGCAAGGGAAUCCAUCGGACCGGGGUUGGUGGGUCUAUCGAUAACCUACGCACUGCAGAUUUCGGCAACUAUGAGCUUCAUGGUGAGAAUGACGUCCGUUUUGGAGACAAAUGUGGUUGCGAUCGAACGAUUAGAAGAGUACGCUGAACUGCCAGGUGAAUCGCAGUCCGAGAGCACUAGUGUUGAGAAGGGAUGGCCACAAGACGGAGAAAUAGAAUUUCAAGGGUUCAAACUGCGGUAUCGAGAAGGAAUGGAUCUGGUGAUCAAAGACAUAACAUUGAAGGUUGAGAGGGGCGAAAAGGUUGGAAUUGUUGGAAGGACGGGUGCCGGAAAGUCAAGUCUAUCAAUGGGGCUGUUCAGGAUUGUUGAAGCGAGCGGUGGAAAAAUCUCAAUUGACGGCACAGACAUCUCGAAAAUAGGAUUACAUCAGCUGCGUAGUCGCAUGACCAUCAUUCCACAAGAUCCGGUGCUGUUCGCGGACACCAUCCGCAGGAAUCUGGAUCCAUACGAAGCCUACUCGGAUGAUCAAAUAUGGCGGGCGUUGGAUAUGUCACAAUUGGCUGGAUUUGUUAAAAGUCUUCCAAGUGGGCUGCAGUACAAUGUUACUGAAAAUGGGGAAAACCUAUCCAUGGGCCAACGUCAACUGGUUUGCCUUGCACGAGCAGUGUUGCGGAAAAGUAAAAUCUUAAUCAUGGACGAAGCAACCGCUGCCGUUGACAUGGAAACGGAUAAGGCGAUACAGAAAACAAUCAGAACCGAGUUUUCUGGUUGCACAGUGUUGACGGUGGCCCACCGAUUGAAUACUAUUAUCGACUACGAUAAAAUUGUGGUGCUCGAAAAUGGAACGGUGGCAGAGUGUGGAACUCCUCAGCAGCUGUUGGAUGAUAAAACGUCUUCGUUUUAUCGGAUGGUUAAGAAAGCGGGUAUUAUUGAAUAGUUUUACACUUUAUUAGUACAAGUUAAAUGUCGUUAUUUAAUCUACUUCCUAUUCUAACUAUAAGUAUAGUUGAAAGAGUAUUUCUAAGUGAAGACAAGGACCUGAAAUAUAAAUAGACAAAUAA